Clupea harengus (Atlantic herring) is the source of this 1991-nucleotide messenger RNA. It is a transcript of the gene sgta, whose product is annotated as small glutamine rich tetratricopeptide repeat co-chaperone alpha. Gene Ontology annotation, biological process: post-translational protein targeting to endoplasmic reticulum membrane. Gene Ontology annotation, molecular function: molecular adaptor activity; protein binding. Gene Ontology annotation, cellular component: membrane; TRC complex. The record is from RefSeq and is a predicted model, not a curated record. Lineage: Eukaryota; Metazoa; Chordata; Actinopteri; Clupeiformes; Clupeidae.
AGCGGUUGCUCACUCAGCUCCUGCCCGGGAUGUGACGUUCUACACAUGCCGUAUCUCUCAUAUUACACCUUUAGUUUACAGUGUACUGCAAGGAAUCUUUGAAGUGAAACAACAAGACGACUGGUGUACUCACAACUCUGAUAUUUUGUGAGGUUUCAUCCUCCAAGAAACAUGACGGACACCAAACGUCUCGCGUUUUCCAUCAUUCAGUUCCUCCAUGACCAAUUGAAUUCUGGGGGGUUGUCGUCGGAUACACAGGAAAGUUUAGAAGUUGCAAUCCAGUGUCUUGAGACAGCCUUUUGUGUCUCUAUGGAGGAGCAGAGUCUAGCUGUUACCGAGACCUUACCAGAGAUCUUUGCCUCAGCCACACUUAAGCAUCCUUAUACGCCUGAAGUGAAAAUCAACUCAAACGGACAGUCUCCCCCAGAGGAGCAGAUUGCAGAAGCUGAACAACUCAAAACUGAAGGGAAUGACCAAAUGAAAGUAGACAACUUCAGUGCUGCUGUGGAGUUCUACUCAAAGGCUAUUGCACUUAACCCUCAGAAUGCUGUUUACUAUUGUAACAGGGCUGCUGCAUAUAGUAAAUUGGGAAACUAUGCCGGAGCUGUCCAAGACUGUGAACUAGCCAUUGGGAUUGAUCCAAACUACAGUAAAGCACACGGAAGAAUGGGGUUGGCACUGGCAAGCUUAAACAAACACACAGAAGCUGUUAGCUACUACAAGAAAGCCCUGGAGCUGGAUCCGGACAAUGAAACGUACAAAUCUAACUUAAAAAUAGCAGAACAGAAGAUGGAGACGCCAAGCCCAACAGGGGGAAUGGGUGGAGUGGAUCUAGCAGGCCUUCUCAGUAAUCCUGGAUUCAUGAACAUGGCGUCAAAUCUGAUGAAUAAUCCUCAAGUUCAACAACUGGUGUCUGGGAUGAUGUCUGGAGCCUAUGCCGGGGGUGGACCCGGACCUGGACCUGGAGCUGGAGCUGGACCUGGACCUGGAGAUGGACCUGUACCUGGAGCAGGAGCCCCUGGAGCUCCGGGAGCCCCUGGAGCCGGAGCAGGGGCAGGGGCAGGAGCCCCUGGAGCAGGAAGUGGAGUUGGAGGAGGACUAGGAGGAUUAGGAGGACUAGGAGGAUUAGGAGGACUAGGAGGACUAGGGGGAGGGCUAGGAGGAGGAGCGACAGCAGCGGGAGGACCCGCUCCGAACGACCUCUCCGGCCUCAUCCAGGCAGGCCAGCAGUUUGCCCAGCAGAUGCAGCAGCAGAACCCAGAGUUAAUUGAGAUGCUGAGGACUCAGAUGCGCAGUCGGCCGCCCAGUGCCAGCAACGAUGAGCAGCCCUGACAACCCCAGAGGUGAAGAGAUACUGCGAGGUCACCAGAAGACAGACUGUCCGGGUUUUUUUUUAUUUGUAAAUUCUUGCUACCCCAGGGUCAACCAUGGUUUAUGACAGGAGUAGUGAAGAGCACGCCCAGUUGCCAUCUUUGAAUUCUCCUCGUUUUGUCCACGUAACACGUAAGAAUGACAUAUCUAGUUUCAGGUGUCUGGACUCACGCAGGAUUCAAGCACCUCUCCCAGGCACCAUCACUGUAGCACAUGGUGUGUGUAUGUAUAUAUCGUGGGCUACUAACAUUUGCCAUUGAACCCUGUCAUAUCUGAAAUGCCUGCAAGUGAGUGAUUUGUAGAUUGCUAAGGAGCACCACCUUAAACCUCUCUGUGAAGCUUGGGAACAGGGACUGCUCGGUACUAAUGGGGAGUAACAUGGCAUGGGACCUGGAAGCCAUUUUAACAUGGAAUGCCUCAUAGGAUUAAAGUAUUGUCAUCUGUAAAGUUUCUUGUCUUCUUCUUUAAAGCAGUAUGUUAAUGUUGCACAGUUGCUGUGGCCCAGAGUCCAAUUGUGACAAAUCUAUGAAAGUAUAUCAACAUGUGACAACUGCCCCUUUUUCAUUGUCCCACAAUACUGUCAUUUUGAUUAAAAUAAAUUGGAGCUUUUACAUCGUAAA